Sclerotinia sclerotiorum 1980 UF-70 is the source of this 870-nucleotide messenger RNA. RefSeq lists its product as hypothetical. The coding region runs from base 1 to 870 and encodes 289 amino acids. Lineage: Eukaryota; Fungi; Ascomycota; Leotiomycetes; Helotiales; Sclerotiniaceae. The record is from RefSeq and is a predicted model, not a curated record. The transcript is spliced from 2 exons. Gene Ontology annotation, cellular component: mitochondrion. Gene Ontology annotation, molecular function: protein-containing complex binding.
AUGUCUGCGACUAAGAGAUUGGUAGUAUGUGGUGGAAAUGGGUUUUUGGGUUCGAGGAUUUGCAAAUCCGCCGUUGCGAGGGGGUGGGAUGUUACGAGUAUUAGUCGCUCCGGCGAACCAACCUGGUCCUCCGUCACAUCCUCUCCCACCCCACCUCCCUGGUCCCACAAAGUAACCUGGGAACGCGCCGACAUCCUCAAACCCUCCACCUACGCCCCGCUCCUCAAAUCCGCCGACUAUGUCGUACACACCAUGGGAAUCCUCCUCGAAGCCGACUACAAAGGCGUAAUCUCAGGACGGGAAUCCCCCAUCUCCGGUCUCACCCGCGCAUUCUCCUCUCAAAAAUCUGGUUCUCAAAAUCCUCUCACUCGAAAACCAGGAGAAGAUCUACAACCGCAGGAAAAAGAUGGACAAAUAACCUACGAAUUAAUGAAUCGAGAUUCCGCAAUCACAUUAGCAUCUGAAUCCUACAAGGAGAAUGUUCCUGCUUUUGCGUAUAUAAGUGCUGCAGGUGGAGCACCCGUUCUGCCAAAGAGAUACAUAGAUACGAAACGAGCGGCCGAAAGUACCAUUGCGAGUGAGUUUCCUAAGAUGAGGAGUGUGUUUAUUAGACCUGGGAUGUUGUAUGAUACUUCAAGGAAGAUUACUGUGCCAUUGGCUGCGGCAACAGGGUUGGGUGCUGCUUUUAAUGGGCUCACUGGGGGAAUAUUUGGAGGAAUUAUGGGCGCUGCAGGAGUUAAACCUUUAAAGGCUGAUGUGGUUGCUGAGGCUGUUGUCGAGGCUUUGAGUGAUGAGAAUGUGAAGGGUCCUGUCGAGGUUAAGGAAAUCGAGCAGUUGGCUGAGAAGGCUUGGAGAAAGGGUAUGUUGUAA